AUGGAGAAAUUUCGACCCCCAGAUCCACUCAUAUUCGAAGGAAAUUUAUCAGAUUUAUGGGAUAGAUGGAAACAACAAUUCGAGCUUUAUCUGGUAGCUACAGAAUCACACGACAAAACAGAAGAUAUCAAGACGUCAAUUUUACUAACAUGUAUCGGGAAGCACGGCGAAGAGAUCUACAAUACAUUUACGUUCUCUGACGAGGCAGACAAAUUGAAAUUGAAACCAGUAUUGGAGAAGUUUGAAGCAUAUUGCAAGCCGAGAAAAAAUAUCACUCUACUUCGACAAAAUUUCCUUACGCACAAGCAACAUGAUGGGGUGACAUUUGAUGCCUUUGUCACCGAGCUAAAAAGACGAAGUGCACAAUGUGAAUUUGGCGACCUUAGAGAAUCACUCAUCAGAGACAUGAUAGUAAUCGGGGUCUCAGACAACCCGCUUAGAGAGCGACUGUUAAGGACGGAGACUUUGACUCUAGAAAACGCAAUAAAAAUUGGUCAGGCAUCAGAAGCAACAAAGCAACAAGCAAUGACAUUAAGCAGACCACACACCGGAAACCAGAACAAUGUCGACGAACUACGCACGAAAUCAAACAAUACAAGGCGCCAACGACAACAAAGCGCAUAUACUUCUUUAUCUUCGCAAGCUCACAGCAAUUGUAAAUACUGUGGCGAUAUUCACCAACGAGGAAAAUGUCCUGCAUAUGGGAAAACAUGCUCAAAGUGUCAUAAAUUGAAUCACUUCGCCUCUGUUUGCUUAUCUACAUCCCGCAGCGUACAUUAUACCACGGAAGGUCAUGAAGGUCACGAUUACGAGAUCACAAGCGAUGCCAAUAACAUUUUCAUAGGAACUCUCUCAACGGAAGUGACAGACAACUCCGUCAAUACGGCUAAUAUUACGCAAGAUGGAAAUCGUGACUGGAUUAUCUCUCUGCGAUCAAAUGAAAGUGUCACGCGGUUCAAAAUUGACACUGGAGCUCAGGCUAACGUCAUACCAAUGGCAACAAUUGAGAAACUAGCAACUAGACCGCCUAUUGAGAAAACUAAUACAACGUUGACAGCAUAUAACGGAAUGAACAUUCCAGUGGUUGGAAAAUGCACGCUGGACAUUCAACAUAACAAUCAAACUCAUGCAAUACCGUUUGUUGUUGCAAACACUACUUCACCGCCACUAAUUGGGUUACAAACCAGCAUCGACCUCAAUCUUAUAAAGCGAGUUUGGACAGUAAUUGCUAAAACACCAAACUUCAUACAAGAGUACAAAGAUGUUUUGGAGAACUUGGAUGCCUAA
Messenger RNA from Xenia sp. Carnegie-2017, 1287 nucleotides. RefSeq lists its product as uncharacterized. Bases 1 to 1287 code for a protein of 428 amino acids. Lineage: Eukaryota; Metazoa; Cnidaria; Anthozoa; Malacalcyonacea; Xeniidae. The record is from RefSeq and is a predicted model, not a curated record. The transcript has a single exon.